UCCUCGACGCGCUGACGGGGAGGAAAGGGAACGCCCGCCCCCGACGCCCGGCUCGCACGUUCUCGGGCCCGCCCCGGCAGGGCCCACGCGCUUCCUUCCCUUCCCUUCCUUCCCUCCCUCCGCCUGGUCGACGACGGGCCUGAGUGGACGGCGAGCAAGAUGGCGACCGAGGCGGACUCUUGGGACGUGGACACCUUCGAGGCGGCGGAUCCUUUGGCCGGGCGCCUCGCUCCCACGCCGGCCGUGGUGGCUGCGGACCGCUGGGCCGGCGAGGACGAGGAGGAGGACGUCAAGGAUAACUGGGAUGAUGAAGAGGAAGAAGAGGAAAAGGAAACUGAGGUAAAGCCAGAACCCAAAGUUUCAGAAAAGAAGAAAAUAGCAGAAAAAAUAAAAGAGAGGGAAAAAGUGCAGAAGAAAAAACAAGAAGAGAUUAAAAAAAGGCUAGAGGUAUCAGAAGAAUCUAAAGAACUUACACAAGAAGAACAGUUAGCAGAUAAACUACGACUUCAGAAAUUGCAAGAAGAAGCAGACCUUGAAUUAGCCAAAGAAACCUUUGGUGUAAAUAACACAUGUGGAAUAGAUGCCCUGAAUCCAUCUUCAAAAGAAGACUUUACGGAAUUCGGCAAAUUAUUAAAAGAAAAAAUAACACAGUAUGAGAAAUCUUUAUAUUAUGCUGGAUUUUUGGAAACGUUAGUUCGAGAUGUAUGUAUUUCAUUGGAAAUUGAUGAUUUGAAAAAGAUCACAAAUUCCUUGACAGUGCUAUGCAGUGAGAAGCAAAAACAAGAGAAGCAAAAUAAAGCCAAGAAGAAGAAAAAAGGCGUGGUGCCUGGUGGGGGUUUAAAAGCGACCAUGAAAGAUGACCUGGCAGAUUAUGGUGGUUAUGAUGGUGGCUAUGUACAAGACUUCGAAGAUUUCAUGUGACAUUUCUCCUUUCUGUUGUCUUUCUGUUGCCCAUAAUCCCUUCAUGUGUAGCACAAUUACUUUCCUUUAAAUUCUGCCAAAUGCUACAGUCAAAAACUGCAGUAUAUUUGUGCUGUUCAUUACCUUCACAUUUAGCUGCUGAAGCAUUGGGAUGCCUUUCUUGAUGCCAAGAGAAUAAAAUUAUGUUGCUCAAUUGUUCAUUCAAUCAUAGGAAAUAUUGAAAUUUCUAUAAUGUGACUUCAUAACAGAAGAAGCAGCACUUAAUUGGAAAUAACUUUCAGCAAGGCCAAAAAUGUAGUAUUAUCAGUGUGAUUUAAUAGCAGCAGUCUUAACUGUAUCUCUUCCACUGAUUCUACCCAGACAAAAGAAGUUAUUUGCAGCAAGGGCAUGGUGUGCAUACAGUAUUAAAGGCAGCUUUAUCUAUUAUACUAGGGUUUGAGGUUUUUCAAUAGAUUGGCAAAUAGCCUAGGGAGAGGAUUCUGCACUUAGGAUCCAACUAUGAAAUUUCAGUGCUUUCUAAGUUAAGAGCACAGAUAAAAUUCUCAGUUGGUUUAUAAAAGAGGCUGGGUUAAUUGUAUUUGGGGAAAAAACUUAUAACUGAUGUCUAAGCAGUUUAAUUCACACUUUUCUGAUUUCUUGGGGAAUUCUUUGUCACCAGGUUUCUGUGACUGUAGUCAAGCUCUCACAAGAUUUGCUGAUUUUCGUUUACAGGAAUCCUGCUUACCAAACUGCAACAGUUACAACAGUUGGACAAAUUGUUACGUUAACAAUUAUGACAUCUACAAAUGUUUUAUAAAAACUAAUUUAAUAAAAUCACUGUUGUGAAGACCAA
Molecule: messenger RNA, 1753 nt
Organism: Pogona vitticeps (central bearded dragon)
Lineage: Eukaryota; Metazoa; Chordata; Lepidosauria; Squamata; Agamidae
Gene: EIF3J
Product: eukaryotic translation initiation factor 3 subunit J
Cellular component (GO): eukaryotic translation initiation factor 3 complex; cytoplasm
Molecular function (GO): translation initiation factor activity
Source: RefSeq, a predicted model, not a curated record